Molecule: messenger RNA, 1141 nt
Organism: Moneuplotes crassus
Lineage: Eukaryota; Ciliophora; Spirotrichea; Euplotida; Euplotidae
Source: the annotation of a GenBank genome assembly
UGAAUUACAAAUGUGAGUCAUCUGAAAUACCAGCAUCUGCCAGAAUAAGAGCACUGAGUACUGACAAGAUCACCAGAAGCCUGUCUGAGUGAAAUGUAAGUAUGACCUCCAUUUUAAGUGCAAAGUCGAGCAUUUGAUUAGUACCGAGGAAUUGGAGUACCAUGUUAGGAGUCUGGAAAGAGUGGUCCAAUCCACACAUAAGGCUUACGUCCAGUUUGGACUAGAGGAAUUUCAUCCUGGAAUAGGUGAAAUUCUUGAGAAAACUCAAACAUCUUUUAUAAAUCUAAAAGAGAGCGCUUUGGUAGCAAUUCAAAACAAAGAAUACAUGCUAUUUAAUAGUUACGAAGCAAAAUUGAAUGAUCUAAGAGCAAUGAUCAAUGAAGAUCCUAAACUCAAUAAAAUCAUGAGUGAUGCCUUCCAGCUAUGAAUCCUCAAGCAGAACCAAGCUGAAGUAUUUAACAUGUCAAAGAAUGAUGAUAAGCCUAAUUGGCAAGCAAAACAAAAUACCGCCGACUCAAUGUCAUAUACAUCCCAACCUCAAGAGAAUACCAACAAAACAAAGUGCAGCAUAAACGAUGAAGUUAUUGAAGAGCCUACAAGUUUAGACCAACUGAAAUUAAAAUACUUUAAAGAGGAUGACAGAAUGAAGUAUGAAGGCAUUUAUGGUCUUCACCCAUCUACAAAAAGUGAUGCUGAUUUUAUGGAUGAGUCUAUCCAAAAGAAAGUAGUUCUCCCAAAGACCAAGAAGUUUGUAUUCUCCAUAUACAUUUCUUGUUUAUCCUUGCUGAAGGAUUAUAUUGAGACAUGAAUUCCUGAAGAUUUUUGUGAAGAAUUGACUCUACAGACCUCAGGGAAUCACCACUAUAUCAUAUAUAAAAAAUUUGCAAAGACAAUAAAGAAGAUGCUUCAAGAUCCUCCCAAAAUCCUAAUCUUCAAGAAGGUUUGGUUUACCCAUAAUGAGCUUUGAACACUCCGAGAGAUGAUUGAAACUUCAGGGACUAAACUCAGAUUAGAAGACUGCGAGCUCACAUCUGAUUGGCAAAGCUAUCCCCAACGGAUUAGUCUGAAAGACAAAGACACUUAUUGUCUAGACUCAGUUACCACCACCAAGUAAACUUAAUUUCAAUGAAUAUUUCAGUAA